AGCGGCGGCCCACGGCAUCCCGCAGCGGGGCGGGUGCCGCGCGCCUCCCCGCUGGCCGCUGCAGCGCACCGCCCACAGGCCGCUGCGAUACCCAUUGAAUUCACCGUUCACUUUUUAAACAGUCAGGUGCGGGCAUGGCCUGCCCUUGUUGGAGUUUCUUUGGUGGUGUAUGGCAGGCUUCUUCAAGUAAGCCCUUCCCUUUCCCUUCCCCUUCGUUAAUCGCUCAUGGAAUCCAAUAAUCCCUCCUCCCAGCAGCAGCGCGGGAAUGUCACGCCACUAAAACCUUGGCAACGAGUUGGGAGCUCGUCUAGGCCUGCACCUUCCAAACCUCUUUCACCUAGAAGCACAAGUAAUGUUGUUGAGGCAUCUGGGACUGCAAAACCUGGAGAAGCAGCUUCUGGUGCUGAGGGGAAUGCGUCGGCAAAUUGGAAAGCUCUUGGCAGGUCUGUACCUUCAGGACCCUGGGAACAAAACAAUGGGAACAGUUAUGGAGGAUAUGUUUCGACUAUGAACUACAAUUCAGGCUAUGGCUCUGGCAUGAAUAAUUCAUAUGGAGGAUCUGAAGGAUCUUAUGGUGGUGGUUUAUAUGGUAAUAGCAUGUAUAGAGGGUAUGGUGGGCUGUAUGGAGGCUCUGGAGUGUAUUUAGAGAGCAUGCAUAAUGGCAGGUUUGGUGGCCCAAUGAAUGGGUAUGGGAUGCCCAUGGGUAGUCCUUAUGGUAAUUCAGAUCCAAAUAACCUCUAUGGUCCUCCCCCAUCACCGCCAGGCUUUUGGAUGUCCUUCAUUCAAGUAAUGCGUGUUGUUGUGAACAUUUUUGGUCGAAUCUCGAUUCUUAUCGAUGAAAACAUGAAGGCCUUUCACAUGUCUAUGUCAGCACUUCUUCAGCUCUUUGAUCGAUCUGGUUUGUUAUAUGGCGAGCUCGCAAAAUUUGUGCUAAGGUUGCUUGGAAUGAGAACAAAACCUGGAAGACACUAUCAGUUAGGACCUGGGGAGCUCAUUGGCCCUAAUGCAAAAUGGCAGCAUCACAUUGAAGGCCCAAAUUCUACUAAUGGUUCUUGGGACAGUGUCUGGGGAGAUAAUCUUAGUAAAGAAACCACUUGAGAAAGAUGCAGGUUAAUGUGAAAUAACAAAGGAAGUAGUCUAGGUAAAACAGGAUGUCUAAGAAUAUCAUAUGCAUAAUUGGGCAUAUCUAAAAACUACCUUUUUUGCUGGAAUGAGAGGAAAGCUGCAGACUUCCUGUAUUAUGUUGCAUAUUCUCAGUUUCUAUGGUGGAUUGGAUUACAGAUUGGUACUUCAGUGAGUGGCUCCAUGUGAUACUGUAGUUUGUAUUAUAAUAAAGAGCAAGUCUUGUAAUCUUUCAACUCUUUCUCAAUAUAUUCAUCAUUUGAAAAUAUGAUUGCCUGAUCCUCUAUAAUAUU
Messenger RNA from Phoenix dactylifera (date palm), 1415 nucleotides. RefSeq names its product peroxisomal membrane protein 13-like. The record is from RefSeq and is a predicted model, not a curated record. NCBI's taxonomy places the organism in Eukaryota, Viridiplantae, Streptophyta, Magnoliopsida, Arecales, Arecaceae. Gene Ontology annotation, cellular component: peroxisomal importomer complex; peroxisome; peroxisomal membrane. Gene Ontology annotation, biological process: protein import into peroxisome matrix, docking.